UACUGGCGGGGAGACACCGAUGUUGAAAUCUCUGCAGUUACAAACAUUAUCUCUUACCGGCCCGCUGCACAGGUCAGGCGUCGGUUCACACAGCCAGGACUUCCUGCCUCACGUUCGAUGUUUGUGCAGGUGUGACAAAUAUGAUCGGAUAACACAGGAGAGCAGAGCGUCGUGCGGUCAGGUGUCCUGAUUCUCCUCUCUUAUCGCUCGGCCAUUGGCUUACUCGACCACCGGCCUGCGUUACCUGGGCGACUGACAACGCACACCACCAGGGGGCGCCGGUGUGGCGACGGCAAAACAGCUUUGAGUGUCGGUGUCCUACCUGUCGGCCUGCUUGCCUUCUGCGUUCGGGGCAGAAACCGUUCCUCGGAUUCUGAUACAGGAAUUUUAGCGAGAGGAUUCUGAACAAAAAGGAAAAUGAGGACUUCAUGCUUACAAGUCUUGUUUGUGUGUGUCUUCCUCCAAGCGUUGUCUGGAAUACAAGGCACCACCACAAUGAAUUCCACAGACACAGACAACACCACCAUCAGCAGCCCCGCCAGUGGAGGUUCAUUAGAUUCAACCCCUACCACAGCUACUACUACUACCACCGCCACCACCACCACUGCUCCUCGAAAGUGUUACAGCUUCUCCAACUGCGACUCAGCGUCAACCUGCGGCACCAACUCCGUAAACUGCUUCAACAACUCCUGCCAGAUCACACGCAAGACGACCGGAGGUAGCGUUAACAUCACAGCAGAAUGUUCACCAUAUGACUGCUCGGUGACCACCACCACAGCCACUACGACCACCACCACCACAGCCACUACGACGACCACGACGUCGGCCUCGUCCACAACUACUACAGCGAAACCUACUACGGAAUACCAAUGCUGUAGUACAGAUAACUGUAACUCUGUGUCUUAUCUGAACACCGCACCUGAGUUUCUACCUGGCUACCUGUCUCUAAUCAUUGCCGCCGGCUAUGGCCUUCUGAGAAUGAUGUAGUCUGCACAUGGUCUUUCUCUUUGCAGCUGAUACAUUUGUUCUGCAUUUAUUUACUUAUUUACUUGUUUACAGUCUUCUCCUUUGCCUAGCUCCACAACAUGCAAGCCAACCAUGCACAGGUGAAUGCCUUCACGACUAGCAAAAUAUUACAAAACAGAUGGCGCUUCUGCAGCAGACUAUGCUAAAAAAUGUCGACUCUUUCUAUUUUCUUGGUCGAUUUCUUAAAACAUCGUAUUUGAGAGACUUUGAGAGGAAGGUUUGUGUGCGCGAUGCACCCAGAGAUUCGUUGGUAUGUGGUUUUUUUCAACCAACACAACAGUUUAUGUGUUCUGUCACCUCGAAUGUUUUCAAUACAACACACAAACACUGCUUUCCUCCAAUUUCUUGAUGGUCCUCUGAUAGGUUGUUUGUUUUGUUUAAUUGUUUCAAUUACACCUCUUCAGUCUUUCGUGAUUAGACAUAAAGUUUAGAAGAGAAACAGUUUUCAAACAACUAUAUAUAGAGAAUGAAGCGGUUAUCAUGAGUUGUUUUUACAACUGCGCCGGUAAUGCAGAGUUUAAAUCUUCUCCACUUCUCUUUUUUUCUUUUCUUUUUUUUUUUUUUUAAAAAAAAGAUUUAAAGUGUUAUUACAGGCUAAGAAAAAAUAAUUUCAAAAUUGAAUUCUGGGAUGCUAAUAUUACACGCGCUUACAAACAAACUGUUGCAACGUGUGUUGCUAGUGGAGCAACAUGUCAUUUUGGCCAAACUGAGGAAGCUAGGACUGACAAGACACACAGACAUAAAUACACACAAACACUUACAUACGAACAUGCAGACACAUCCAUGUAGACAUCAACCUUGUCAUUGUCAAUGACGUUGAUGACGCGCAUAAACCUCUGAUGACAUCAGCCUUGUGCGCCGAGACACAGACGACAGUGAUGAUUACUAUCGGACAUACAUCAACAAUAAAAUCAGUAUUCCUCCUGUAAGAGAAUAGGACUGAUUAUAAAAAGAACAGAUGAGCGGAUACUUUUCAUGAAGUCUACAGAAUGCGGGUUUGUUUUCCAAAUGACUGAGUUCGGAUAGAAAGAAUUAGUUUUCAAAAUCUGGGUGAGUAGCCCCAUGUUAAGUCUCGAAAACAAUUUUUCACACUUCAAUGGGUUCGAGAAAAGUUCAGAGUAUGACAUGAAAAGAAAUGGGUUACUUAUCCAGAUUUUUGGAAAUGUCCUUUGCUCUCCUGGUCAUUUGAAAAAAGUCGAUUUUGUAGAUGUUCUGCACUUUGUUGUUCUGUGUGGACUUAGGCACAAGUCAGCUGAAUGCCAUGUUUGCUCUUCGCUUGUAGCCUGUUGUUUGUUUAGCUUUUUGUUCUCUCUUUCUAACACAAUAGCUUAAAUAAUAAAGCAUUGAAAUCUGACCACUGUCUCUAAACACAUUGGAUGCUCUUUUAUCGGAAACUGUAAUAAGAUUGUUGAUAGUUUUGCACUUAAUUUGGAUUAUUGUUUGAUUUUUUCACUAUUUUUCAUGUUAGUGUCAGCAGGUCGCCUGUAUGUUAUAUCACAACACAUUGCUUUGAUAUUGCUUGAAUCUGUUUGUGACGUAGUUACAUGUGAACUUAGUAUAUGCAGAUAAACAUAUUGUUUACACUUAUUAGCUUUAGUAGAGAAAUUGAGAUACUUGGUGUACAGAGAAUGAAUACAAGAAGAAAAGAGGCAGGUAUAAUUUAUCGAAUGAACUGAUAAGAUUUUCGUUACUCGAGUGAUUAUUGUAUCAAGGAAGCUAAUCUAUGUUUUAAUAUUUUAUAUUCGGUGUAUUGGUGUUUUUGUUUUUUCUAAUGGACUAAAUUUGCAGUUGUUAAGGACCUUUAUAAUCGGGUAAGCAUUCGAUCAGGUUUGGCAAAGUCGUUUGGGGAGUUCACAGGAAACUAAGUUUUUGGGGCAAAUGUUCUGAACAUGUGAAUUUGGGUCAACAUGUUAAAUCCAGAUUUGUUUGUUAAUACAAAGUGACUUGGGAACAGUUCAGAUGUCUGACCUUUCAGACCUUUGGCCGGUUUAGAACAGACUUUAUAUGUGUGACUUAAAAAAUUUACUUUCUUUGGUAGAAGUUCUUUGAAUUUGACGAGUUUUACGAAGCUUCUUAAUAAAUAAAAUCAUGCGUGAAAAAAGAGCACUGUUUAUAAAUAUGACUUGUUGUACAAAACAGUUAUAGAUUGGGUGUACUUGCACUGUUUGUCAGAAACAUUUUGCACAUUUGGUCAAAAUCAACUAUUGGGAAGAUGAAAUAUAUUUUCCCAUAAAUAGUUCUAGGCACGCAGCUAUUGCCGUCCUUAUAUAUUUAUGAAAAAUUGCCUUUUCUUUAAAACAGACAUCUCAGUAUCACUUGAGUAGAAAGAAACUUGAGGUUGUUGUAACUUAUUGAUAUGUUCGAUCAAAGAAUUACAGUCCUGGCUCGUUUUCUCGCCAUCAACACAAAUGUUAGACGAGCGUGGCGACAUAACGAGGGUACAGAAAAAAAUAUCUGAUGUAAAUUUGGGGAAAUCAUUUCUGUAACAAAGUUGGUGAGUUUGGCGAGACAAGAAGCUGAGACUGUAUUUAAAAUGUAUUUCUAAUGCCUCACUGUAGUGUCACCAACUAAAUUGUGAUUUGCAUUUUUGACAAUGCAGUGAUUUUGUACUCGAGGAAAGAAAUUACAAACCACAGCUUUGUUGGUUCACCAACAAUUAUUUUUGAUUGAAUUCCGUCCUCAAAAUGUUCUCUGAAUAAUGAAAUAAAUUUGUAGACGUACAAAC
Molecule: messenger RNA, 3751 nt
Organism: Pomacea canaliculata
Lineage: Eukaryota; Metazoa; Mollusca; Gastropoda; Architaenioglossa; Ampullariidae
Product: cell wall protein DAN4-like
Exons: 7
Coding region: 418-987 (189 amino acids)
Source: RefSeq, a predicted model, not a curated record